Trypanosoma conorhini is the source of this 990-nucleotide messenger RNA. RefSeq names its product GINS complex subunit 2. The record is from RefSeq and is a predicted model, not a curated record. The transcript has a single exon. Lineage: Eukaryota; Euglenozoa; Kinetoplastea; Trypanosomatida; Trypanosomatidae. Gene Ontology annotation, cellular component: nucleus; GINS complex. The coding region runs from base 1 to 990 and encodes 329 amino acids. Gene Ontology annotation, biological process: double-strand break repair via break-induced replication; DNA replication.
AUGAGCACGGCGGAUUCGGGCAUCGCAGCUACUGGCAGUGCCACCCACGGCAACAGUGACGCCGCCGCCGGCGGCGUUGGAGGCAGCAGUGGCGGUGGUGGGAGGAGCUUCACUGCAUAUCACUUUGCGUCCUUCGCCGCGAUGGAGGUGACAGUGACAAUGGUGCCGCGUUUCACGAUGCCGCGCGUGUCGACGGCGUUUGGAGGUCGUUAUGGCCCAUUCGCCCCAAAUUACCCGGUUGAAUUGCCACUUUGGCUCGCGCUGCACAUUCGUCAAACAGACGCGUGCACGAUUAACCCACCCCCCUUUACGGCUAUACCGUACCUGCGCGAUGUGGUGGAAAGGGAGAAGGAAAAUGAGGCAACCUUUGAGGCGCUGCCAUUCUACUUCUUUGAGGUGGUGAAGAAGCUCUGCGAGCACAGCGCGGCCGCGGAGGAUGUGCCGCAUGUGGCUGAAGUUAUUCGCCUUGUGGCGGAGGUCAAGGCGAUGCGGCGGCAGAAGUUACUGAGGAGCAUGUCCGUCUUUGAGGCGGAGGGCUCCCCUGUGUACAUCCCUGGCAUCAAACUCACCAACAUUGUCAAUAACGAGCUGGAGUACCUGCGAAGGUCCUUUGCAAAAGUCCUCCAGCAGGCGGCAGAGAAGAAGCGAAGCAGAGAACAGGUCAUUGGCGUCUCUGUAGAAGGCACGACGCCGCUGCGGCCGAGCGGCGGGGCGCCUCCGACGACGGCCUCCUCAUCGAUCUCGGCGGCAAUGGACACACGGACGUCAACUCACAGUGGAUUCGGCAGUAGUUUCGCCACCGCCGCCGCUGAGAACACGCCAUCCGUCACCGCGACGCUGCAGAGUGCAGAGCGGCAGCAGCAAACGCCCAGCCAAGACCCGGCAACCACCGCCUCUUUGGCAGGGGAAACGAUGGAAACGCCGACCACUGCUGCGGAAAGCGCCAUGUCACCCCCAUUGAAGAAGCGGCGGACGCUGCGGCAGACAUAA